This is a messenger RNA of Empidonax traillii (willow flycatcher), 3943 nucleotides long. RefSeq names its product psychosine receptor-like. The coding region runs from base 565 to 1605 and encodes 346 amino acids. Lineage: Eukaryota; Metazoa; Chordata; Aves; Passeriformes; Tyrannidae. The record is from RefSeq and is a predicted model, not a curated record. Gene Ontology annotation, cellular component: membrane. Gene Ontology annotation, molecular function: G protein-coupled receptor activity. The transcript has 3 exons. Gene Ontology annotation, biological process: G protein-coupled receptor signaling pathway.
GGUUACACUACCAAUGGUACAAGAGGGACACUGCUACACAGGAACACAUGGCUGCCAAGCUGUAAACCAAUGCCAUCCUCCUGGGCAAAACCAGCAGGUAUGCUCAGUAGCUGAGAGAAAACCUGGGAAUGUGUUCAGUCCCCUUUCUGAUCUCCUUCAACUCUCCCACAAGAAAGACCUGGGAUUGUAGGACACAACCCCAACCCAGAAGUGUCUUAACUACUCAUCCUGCUUCUGCUGUAGAAGUUUACAUCUAACUGACCUCAACACCUUAGGUCUUGGGUUCCUCAUCCUAUACAGUCCUAAUUCCAGGAGUAUUUAAAACCUUUGAUCUCCUACAAACACAAUCUCUUUCUUCAAAAAAAAAAAAAAAUACACACACCAAGCAGCCCAUAAAAACAAACAAAAAUGUUAUAGCUGACGUUUUUCUUCUUUGGCAACAGGAGGUGGGAAUCUUGUCAACAAGGUCCUGAAGAACUGACAGAUGGCCACCCAUCAGACUACAGAGGGGUCUUUUUUGCAUCCAGGCUGGAAUUAGCCCAAAGAUACUACUCAGAGUGGACUAUGAACAACAGCACUGCUGCGUGCCAUGAUGAUCACACCCUGGAUAAAUAUUUGUUUCCAUUUGUGUACAGCAUUGUGAUGAUAAUCAGUAUCCCCAUCAACUGCAUAUCCCUCUAUGCAUCUUGCAUUCAGGUGAGGAAAAAGAAUGAGUCAGCAGUCUACAUCUUUAGCCUGUCCCUGGCUGAUCUUUUGUACUCUUUGAUUCUACCUCUGUGGAUUAAUUAUGCCUGGAAUGGAGAUGACUGGAGGCUCUCUGCCACACUUUGUCAGAUUUCUGCCUUCCUUAUGUAUAUGAAUUUCUACACCAGCACCGCGUUCCUUGCUUGCAUCUCUGUUGACAGGUACCUGGCAUUAGUUCACCCCUUGAAGCUCCAGCACCUGCGCACAAGAAGAUUUUCACUGAUUGUCAGCAUAACUGUUUGGCUUCUGGAAAGCAUCUUGAAUUCAGUUAUAUUGGUGCACAAAGAAGUAUUCAAUGAUCCUUGCAAUUUCACUAAUCAUACAUUAUGUUAUGAUAAAUACCCCCUGGAAGGGUGGCAGGCACGGAUAAAUCUAUUUCGGAUAUGCUCAGGGUACUUGGUCCCUUUGAUAAUCAUUUUGUUUUGCUACCAUAAAAUCUACCAAGUAGUGAAGUAUAACCAAGCCACACUAGAUGAAGAAAAGAAAAAAGUGAGAAAACUUAUUCUGAAUAUCACAAUUAGUUUCAUUGUUUGCUUCACUCCUUAUCACAUUAUAUUGCUUAUUCGCAGCGUCAGAGAACCUUUCACCACUGACCCACAUCUUUUGCUGCAGAUGUAUAAGGUUUACAGAAUCACACAGGCUUUAACGAGUUUGAAUUGCAUUGCAGACCCCAUUCUUUACUGCUUUGUGAGUGAGACUGCACAAACAGACAUUCUGAAUGUGCUGAGAUGUUGCUUGUGCCUACGAAAGCGUGAAGAAGACCAAGUGAAAGACCAAGCUCUGUGCAGUUCUGCUACAAAAAGCAGUGCCCUGAUCACCUACAGAACUUCCUGUGAAACAGAGACUGUCAAAAAUGCCUGAGUGGGCACAUUCAAAGCAAAAUUGGAUGACCUAAAGGGAAAAGAAAGUAAAAUUCUUCUCCAGUCUGUACCUAGGAAAUACCCUGAAAGUCAGAGAUGCCAGUCUAAAAAAAAAUCAGUAUCUGGAGCCAAUAAGAAUUCACUGUAGGGUCAAUGAAAUCAAUGGAGUGUGAACACGUAUCUUUAAAUCAGGUAUGCUACAUAAAUUACUGACAACAAACACAUGCACAGUCAAGAAGGAUGACCAUGACAAGACAGAAUUACUGAGGAUUCCCAACACAACUGCCUCCUGCUGUAGCUUGCUAGCUAGCCCACAAGAUGGGCAUAGAUGUGCUUAGCUGGAGGAAGGCUGAAGUCCUUCUUGUCCUGAUUGACAAAGAAGUAGACAGAGGGAGUGUGGUAAAUUUCUCUCUAAGUUCAUAGUGUAAUUUAGGCUGCUAUGAUGGUUCCUGUGUUUCAGUGAAGACUCAAAUUGUUCUUCAGCAUACACCUGAGAUCAGCCACUUCUUAAAAUUGUUUACCUCAUGUGCAGGGGUAUUAACCUGCUCUUAAGCUUUUCAGCUUUUGUUUCCUCUGAAAAAUAUACGUUCUAAUGUAUAAUCAGAUUUUAUGCAGUUUCAUUACAGUAUAAAUAUUGGGUUUCAGACAGCUGAAAAUUCAUUACUUCAAGUGCUUAUAAAGAAGCAGUUCUAGCCACCAGUGUUUUAACUCAUAUGAAACUUUUCCUGAUAUAUGCAGGGAGUAAGAGAAAGGUUGAAAAGUGAGGUUUCACAUCUCCACAAGUAUAAAGGAACAGCCUUUAGACUUGCUUAUUAUGACUGAAAUCUGGAGUGUGGUUACAUUUUCAGGGUCAAUAGAGCAAGGUUUAUAUCCAUUUACUUAACUGCACCUGGAAGCCUCAGCUAGAGGUUCCAGGGCUCCCAGUCUGCCGAUUUUAAAAAAAUUGAACAAGCCAAUCAGAAAAACUGACAAACCAGCAAAGAGCAUGAAUGUACAAACAAACAAUAAGAACAGAAGCAAAAGAACCCACAUUUUGAAAGAGUUGUUUUAGCCCAAAUCAAAAGUUAAUUCAGGGACCUAUUCCUGCACAGGCCCCAGAAACAUCUGCCUGGUUCCCUGGUAGCAGCAGACACUUGAGCCCCUGAAAAGAGUUAAAACACAAUGGAAAGUUUCUCUUUUUUUCACCGCUCAGUACAUUUUUACUUUCGUUCAAUUGCCAGGAAGAAUAUUUGGUAAUGGUGGUUUUUCAGUUUCAAAGGGAAAAAAUUUUCUUUCCAUCAAAAAAAAAAAAAAAUCCUCCUCUAGCAAGUCUGUGUGGUGGAAAGAUUUUGAUCGUCAUUUUUCAGCACAUUUCUAGGUGUGACAUAUAUGGAGGAUGUGCAUACAGUGGUCACAAUCAGUAAGAAAUUUCUUAUGAGAACAUCGUUCUGUGUGUAAAGUAAAAUUUUCUCCAUUACAAAGAGCACUUCCCUAGUUUUUGUGAGUUGCUGUUCAGGUCUAUUUAUACUUUCAAUUAAUUUCACGUUCUGAAAUGGGAACUUGAGAAAGUGUGGAAGCUGAGCUUGUUCAACCUGGAGAAUAGAAGAGAAAAGAAGAUGCUGGGGGACCUAAUGGCAGCCUUGCAAUCCUGCAAAGGGGGUAUUGAGAAAAUGGAGCCAAGCUCUUCACAAGAGCUCAAAUAAGGAGGGGCAAGAAAUCGUGUGCGUAACCUGAAGCAAGAGGGGUCAGAGUGGAUUUAAGGAAGAACUUUUGAACUAUGAAGGCUGAAAAACAGUGGAGCAGGUUGUACCAAGGUGUUCUGUGGGCUCCAUCCUGAGCAGUUUUUAGGACCCAACUGAACAAAGCUUUGAGCAACCUGGUUUGGCCUUGUAGCUGAUCUUCUAUUGAGCAGAAGGUUGAGAAUUCCUGAGGUCUCUUCCAACCACAAUUUUCCUGUGAUUCUAUGAACUGUGUUUGUCACUGUUCUGGCUGUUGCCUUCCUCUUUAGAAAAAUAUGUUCCCUUCUCUUUUUUGUUUCCAUUUGCUGGAUUUUUUUUUUGAUGUGUUUUUUUUUUUCCUGUAGUUUUUUCUUAUGUAUUAUGAAGGAAAAAUUAUGCAAGCAGCAGUGCAAGUUAUUUCACCACAGAUUUGUCCCUGUGCUGACCUAUGCAUUUUGCAACAGAAUGUGAAAUUUCACUGUAGCACUGGAACAAAAGCAGAACCAAACCUCACUGUAACUUCACGGAAAGAAGAACUCAGGGGUUCACUUUUACAUCUUUCACAUGCUGGAAAAUUUGGAAAGUUAAUUCUAUUUGUGCUUUUAAUUUUAAAAAUUUAAGAAUUAAUUUACAGAAUAAAGA